AUGUGUUCACAUAUUUCUGUCAUUUUUCGUUAGUAAAAAUAAAUUAAAUCCAAAUUUUGUAACAUCAAAAUCUACACUUUCAAAUGAAAACAUCUCGUUCGACUGUCUCGAUGGCCCAGUGUCCGUGUCACCUGCCCGGAGCACAUCACUGCGGCAAGGAGCUGCGAGAGAAGCGCCAGGAAUUCUUCCGGCGGGACAUCGAUGACAUUACGGACAGCGUAAUGCAGGUGAUGCGGAUUUGCGGCCUAAUGGCCUGGGAGGUGAGGCGCACCAGGGAAGUGAUAAGGCGUUCAUUCGAGCACUACGACGAGUUGCGCUACAGGAUUGACUUGGUGCCCCGCAAGCGAUUUUGCAAGGAGACAUUCAUCCAUGGGCUGGCCGUCGAGGCGCAGAUGUCGCGUAUGGACUCCCAAAUCGCCUACUCAAUCGUGAAGAGGGCCUUUAAGGCCUACUACCACGGGACCGCGAUGGAGGGCAAGCGGCUGAAGUCCUUGAUGGAGGGCAUGAAGCAUAGCCAGCAGUGCCUCUGGCUGCACGCGGCCAAGCGCACGGCCGAGAUCUACGCGGCCUAUGCGGGCCUGAUGCACUCCGAGAUGCUGCAGUUCGCGGAGCGCUUCGAGUGUGUCUACAAGAGUCUGUACGAUGUGCUGUGUACCCGUGUGAUCUGGGACGAUGAGAACCAUUGCCGCUGCGCCUGGACAUCCGCGGUCCCCUCCCAGAUCUCUACCAUCUCCACAAUGACCGCCGAGAUUGAGGUGCUUUUCCUGAAGCAGAACAUGGCUCCCAGCAGUGCACCCUCCGCAACGGCCGUGGUCCCCAGUCAGCUUUCCGUCCAAGUGAAAGAGAUCAUCAUGAAUGAAGGGUCUCCGACAGGGCCGGCCAGCGAGAUCAGCUCAAAGUCGUCCCGAUACAACUAUGGACUGAAGAAAGUAAUCCAGAAGAAGUCCUCGAGUAAGCCACCAACUGUGCAGAGCUCCAAGGCAAGCCUCGGAAGGCGUAGGAAGAAGUGCACGUGUCCGAAGCUGCAGUGCGAUCGGAAGUUUGAGCGAGAGGCGCCAGAGAUCACGGCCGAGUGCAGCCAGGGGCCGUAUGUGUGCCGCUGGCUCCGCUACGACGAGGAGGAGGAGCAGUUCAAGGAGCACCGAGUUCCGUUCCCUCCUAUGGAGGUCAUCUGUCCUCCCUGCCACAAGGACGACCUGCCCUGCGAUCCCGAAUGCACCUGCACCUGCGACAUCUGCACCUGCCAGCCUGCUUACGAUGAGGGGGCUGGGGAGGAGGAGCACCACGGGGAGAGGCUGUCGGCCACCGGCAUUGAGGACCACGACACUGACUACUGUUGGCUGGCUCCGUUCCGCGACUGGCCCCGGGUGGACGAGGAGCCGGUGGAGGAGCCGGAGGAGGAGGCAAGCAUGACCCCCAACUCCGAAGAGGAGGAGGCGCUCUUCCAGUGCCGCUGCACCUGCGAGAUCAAGCAGCGUGCCUUCCCUCAUCUCUUCACCUACUUGGCUCCCUUCAAGCCGAUCAAGCCCGUGGUUGAGGAGGUGCCUUCCGUCAAGGAUCCAGAGAAGUGCGAAGAGGAAGAAGGCACUGAGGACUUGUUGGCGAAGCCUCCGCCCUGCGGUGUCUCCCUGGCCACCUACCGCUGCUGGUUGAAGCCCCCACCCCCUCCCAGUGAUCCCGAGUCCGUUACAGAGGAGCAGCCACAUAUCGCAGUGCUGGCCCAGGGUGCGAAGCCCAAAGUAGCUGGCAUUUCUAUGGAUGUCACCGUCAAGGGGCAGCACCACCGAAAAGGAAGCGAAGUGGCCAAACCAUCAGGGCCAGCGCCCGCAUCAAAGUCUCAGAGGUCUACCACGAAAACACCCAAUUUAAGGAUUAGUAUGCCAGCCCAAGCUGCAGCUCCUACGGCUCCGCCAAAGCCAGCUCCUACGGCUGUUCCCGCUCCAGCUCCAGCUCCGGUCGCCACUCCUCCAGCGGCCAAGCCCCUGCCAACUCAGGCUCCGGCUCAGGUAAACCAAGAGGAGAAGCUCACAAAGGAGGACAUUUUGAAUAUCAUUGGACUGUAGUAGAGUUUACCGAGCAAACGUUUCAUUAUUGGAUGGUUCCGUUCCGCAUUCUGAGCAAAUUUAUAUACUAUUUUGUAUUAAAGUACACCUUUUUCAUAGGACCACAUUGGAGAUAGGAGUGGCCCUAGCCCCAAAGCAGAGCAUU
Drosophila miranda is the source of this 2208-nucleotide messenger RNA. RefSeq lists its product as uncharacterized. Bases 84 to 2063 code for a protein of 659 amino acids. The record is from RefSeq and is a predicted model, not a curated record. NCBI's taxonomy places the organism in Eukaryota, Metazoa, Arthropoda, Insecta, Diptera, Drosophilidae. The transcript has a single exon.